Molecule: messenger RNA, 1361 nt
Organism: Alternaria alternata
Lineage: Eukaryota; Fungi; Ascomycota; Dothideomycetes; Pleosporales; Pleosporaceae
Exons: 2
Coding region: 35-1267 (410 amino acids)
Biological process (GO): regulation of alternative mRNA splicing, via spliceosome
Source: RefSeq, a predicted model, not a curated record
GCGACUCUAACACCACUCCGACCCUAAACCCAACAUGUCGUUCAAAUUCGGCCUCAAUGUCAAAAACAAGGGCGCAAAUCCACUCGCGAAGGCUGCUGCUAAGCCUGCCUUGGGAAAGAAGAAGAAGCCGCUAUUCGAUGACGAGGAGGAAGAUGUAAAGGGCAAAUCCAAAGCAGCGGAUGGCGUCCAGGAGAUUGGCGAGCUUAGCUUCGAAGACACGCUUGCCUCUGCCUCAUCGGGGCCCUCAAAACCAGCGCCGCAGAAGCCGAAGAAAGGCCAACCUCCAGCUCCUCCGUCCAAGAGACCUAAACCGAAAGAAGAUGAUCCCACCACCAUCGCAUACUCUGCCAGCGCCGCAGAAGCCGAGAAACGCGCACAAGAGGCACUGGAAGCCGAUGCCACAUUAUACGACUACGACGCUGCCUACGACGCGCUUCACGCAGUGAACGCCGCAAAGAAGGCUGCUGAGCGCGACAACGCCGCGGAACGGGAACCGAAGUACAUGGACGCGCUCUUCGAAUCCGCCGAGCAGCGUAAGAAAGACCAAUUACGAGCCCGCGAUAAACUCAUCCAACGCGAGCGCGAAGCCGAGGGCGACGAAUUCGCCGACAAGGAGAAGUUCGUAACAGGCGCAUACAAGGCUCAACAAGAAGAGACGCGAAGAGCGGAGGAGGAAGAGAAGAAGCGGCAAGAAGCAGAAGAAGAGAAGAAGAAGAAGUUUGGUAUGCAAGGAUUCCACAAGCAGAUGCUUGCAGAUCAGGAGCGACGGCAUCAGGAGGCUAUGGAGGCAGCCGCGAGAGCACUGAAGGAGGGCAUUAAACUUCCUGUCGAAGAAGCCGAGAAGGAGAAGACAGACGCUGAAAUUGUGGACGAGUUGCGUAAGCAGGGAAAGAAUGUCAUACUCAACGAAGAAGGUCAGGUAGCAGACAAAAGUCAGCUACUCUCAGCAGGACUCAACAUCAUCGCGAAACCUAAGCCCGCUUCUUCCACAUCUACUUCCACUGCCGCUGCAGACCAACCACAGUCAGCAUGGACGAAGCCCAAAUCCGGUAGGAACGCGCAACGCGAACGGCAGACACAGAUGGUCGUCGAACAAAUCGAAGCGGCGAACAAACGAAAAGCAGAUGAAGAAGCUGAGGAACAGGCGAAGCUGGAACAUGCACGCAAGAGUCAGAAAACAGAAAAGGACAUCAGCAGUGCCAAGGAAAGGUAUCUGCAGAGGAAGAAGGAGAAGGAGGCUGCCGCUAAAGCUGCAGCUGGGAAGUAAACCAUAGCCCAAAGUGACUCGUAGCACUCUGCAAGUUCAUAUAUCACCCAUAAACCAGGAUGUUUACCGCGAUUGACUAAUUGGCCAUCAGUGA